AGCUGAUUUCAUUUUGUAAACAAUGCGAGUGAAAUAUUUUAAAAGUGCUGUUUCUAAAUUUAUUUUGUUAUCAAGUAUCGGUAGUGCUGGCUUUUAUUUAGGUCGUAAAUCUGUAGAAAAUCGUGAGCUAAAGAAUAUUUUUUGCGAUGAAAAGAUAAAUUUGAAGAGUAAACCAGGACUUCCUGUGUUUAGCACAGUGUCUGCAGCAGCUUUAAUACCCAGAAAUGAAUUUUCGGAUAAACCAACAAUAGUUUCUCAAGAAAGUCGUGUUUCUCAAAUUAUGAGAUUUGGCUUUCCUUCCUUAGAUAAUGUGAGAUCUUUUGAUGACUUCAUUCUAAGUUAUGACAAAAGAACGAGAACAGCAAACUGGGUAUUUGAACAUUUAACGCCAGAUCAUGUGAAACAUAAUGAUGACGUUGAUAGAAGCAAAUGUGACUUUAAAGUUGAUGAAUCUAUUCAUCCCUUCUUUCGAGCAGAAAAUUCUGACUAUAAAAAAUCGGGUUAUGAUCGGGGACAUCUUGCAGCAGCUGGAAAUCAUAAAAGACACCAAAAACAUAUGGAACAGACUUUCUAUCUCUCCAAUAUGUCUCCUCAAGUCGGCAAGGGAUUUAAUCGUGACUCAUGGAAUCGUCUGGAGCGAUACGUAAGAAAGCUGACAAAACUUUAUCCCAAUGUUUACGUUUGCACUGGUCCUUUGUAUCUUCCGCGAAAAGAAGCUGAUGGUAAACUUUACGUGAAAUACGAAGUUAUCGGUGACAAGAAUGUUGCUGUACCAACUCAUUUCUUUAAAGUUGUCGUCGGUGAAAGUGCCGAUGGAAAACUCGUGAUGGAGUCUUACGUCAUGCCAAAUCAAGUCAUUUCUGAUGACACGCCACUUGACAAUUUCAAAGUUCCUCCAGAGAGCAUUGAAAGAGCGGCUGGUCUUUUAUUUUUUGACAAAGUCAAUAGAAAAUUUCUGAAAGCAAUAAAUGGAAAAAAUGUUUAAUAAGUUUUAAAUAAAAUUUUAAUUGAUAGAACAAGAGUUCAAUGAUUUUAUAAUUAUGAUUUCGCAU
Molecule: messenger RNA, 1052 nt
Organism: Clunio marinus
Lineage: Eukaryota; Metazoa; Arthropoda; Insecta; Diptera; Chironomidae
Source: the annotation of a GenBank genome assembly